AUGGCUGGCAAAAACAUUAUUUCCGACCCGUCUGUGCUCAUCGAUGGAAUGUGCAGGUCGAUGCUCCUCCUGAAUCCUGCGCUUAAAUAUGACUCGCAGUACAAAGUGGUAUUCCAAGACAAGAUCAAAGGGGAGCAGGAGCCACGCGUUACUCUCAUCAGUGGCGGGGGCAGCGGCCAUGAGCCAGCCCACGCCGGAUACGUCGGAGAUGGCAUGCUCGAUGCUGCUGUCUGUGGCUCGGUCUUUGCAUCGCCAAAUGUGCAGCAGAUUCUUCAAGGGUUAGCACACGUGUCCUCGCCUAAAGGAACUCUCAUCGUGGUCAAAAACUAUACAGGCGACAAACUCAACUUCGGUCUUGCUGCCGAAGUCUACCAGGCGACGUCAGGGCAUCCUGUAGAAAUGGUCAUGGUGCAAGACGACGUUUCGGUGCCCCGAUCGCGCAACCAGAAAGUUGGUCGACGAGGUCUGGCCGGAGCGGUGUUCGUCCACAAAGUAGCUGGGGCCGCGGCCUCGAAGGGCAAUUCAUUGCAAGAAGUAGCUCGGGUGGCACAGUACGUGGCCGACAAUACUGUCACCAUUGGAGUGUCUUUGGACCGCUGCACUCCGCCCGGGCAAAACGAAGUGCGCCCUCUUUCGGGCGAUGAGAUGGAGCUUGGGAUGGGGAUUCAUAAUGAACCAGGUUCGAAAACGCUAUCACCUCGACCGGAUGUCAUUACGCUCGUCGACAGUAUGCUGCAACAUCUCCUGGACCCGGAUGACCCUGAACGUGCAUAUCUGGAGUUGAACGCUAACAACCAGGUCGUGUUGCUGAUCAACAAUCUUGGAGCCUUAUCGGUCCUGGAGAUACAUGCAGUCACCCAUGUCGUCCUCUCGCGACUGGAGGAAAUCUACGGCAUCCAACCGCAAAGACUGUAUGUUGGGACAUAUCUGACAGCACUUAAUACUCCAGGCUUCAGUAUUAGUUUGCUUAAUCUGGAAAGCAAGACGGGCAGCCCAGAGCUGACCUAUUUGCUGUCACUGCUUGAUGCUCCCACAAAGGCCUUAGCAUGGACGCCCUCGCUGCUGUCAAAGCCCCCACAGCUCAGUUCCAUCGGCAGCAGAAUAGUCACUGGUGUCAAAAAGGCAGAUCUAUCAAGAGUGGAAAAGAUACCAUGCAAGCAUCUUCCAUCAUGCACUCGCAGUAUGUCAACUGACGGUGGAGCAGGUAACCCUUCAGUUAUAUCAACUUUGAUACUCAGCAUCUAUGCUGAAGUCGCAAAACAGGAGCCCGAAAUUACUCGCUUUGACACACUGAUUGGUGAUGGCGACUGCGGCACGACCUUGUUGUCUGGGGCACAAGCGGCUCUCGAAGUGAUGCAAUUGGAGUCAAAUGAUAGCUUGUCACACUUUUUGAUCCAGGUCGCCACCGCUGUGAGAGAAACUAUGGGCGGAACUUCUGGAGCUCUGUACGGCCUUUUCUUCGGUGCCUUUGCCAAAGCCGUUCAAGAGCAUUACAAGCGUGACCGGCACCUUUCCUCUUUACUGUUCGCGAAGAGCGCACAAGAUGCCCUGGAAACCCUCGAGCGGUACACUUCGGCCCGGGAGGGAAGUAGGACUCUGAUGGACGCUCUUAUUCCCUUCGUUCGGACAUUUGUGGAGACAUCUACCCGGUACAGUAGCCCUGCAAAGACUCUGGGAGAGUCAUUGGCAGCUGCGAAGCGCGGCAUGGAAGCGACCAAGACCAUGCGGUCUUCGUUCGGUCGCUCGACGUAUGUAGGGGCUGCGUCAGGUAUUUCUGGCGAUGAGACUCAGGAUCCCACAUGUGGCGUCCCCGACCCUGGAGCAUGCGGUAUCGUAGCCAUUGUGACGGGUAUAUCGUCAGCUUUCGGCGGCAAUAGUACUUAG
This is a messenger RNA of Fonsecaea erecta, 1884 nucleotides long. Its product is annotated as dihydroxyacetone kinase. Gene Ontology annotation, biological process: glycerol catabolic process. Gene Ontology annotation, molecular function: glycerone kinase activity; ATP binding. The record is from RefSeq and is a predicted model, not a curated record. The transcript has 3 exons. NCBI's taxonomy places the organism in Eukaryota, Fungi, Ascomycota, Eurotiomycetes, Chaetothyriales, Herpotrichiellaceae. Bases 1 to 1884 code for a protein of 627 amino acids. Gene Ontology annotation, cellular component: cytosol.